CAGCGAGUCGUCGGCCGCUGCGCUCCAGCCUCCGCCCGCACCGAGCCGCGGGACCCGGGCCGCACCGGGGAGGGGCCGCUCCGGGCCGCAGCGCGAGGGCAGCGAGGGGCGGCGGGCAGCCGGCACCGGGCGGGGCCGGCCGCAGCGACCAUGAUCGCUUUGUUCAACAAGCUGCUGGACUGGUUCAAGGCCCUGUUCUGGAAGGAGGAGAUGGAGCUCACGCUGGUCGGGCUGCAGUACUCCGGCAAGACCACCUUCGUCAACGUGAUCGCGUCAGGACAGUUCAACGAGGACAUGAUCCCCACCGUGGGUUUCAACAUGCGCAAAAUCACCAAAGGGAACGUGACCAUCAAGCUCUGGGACAUUGGGGGACAGCCCCGAUUCCGCAGCAUGUGGGAGCGCUACUGCCGAGGAGUGAGUGCCAUUGUGUACAUGGUGGACGCCGCUGACCAGGAGAAGAUUGAAGCCUCCAAGAAUGAGUUGCACAACCUACUGGACAAACCCCAGCUGCAGGGCAUUCCGGUCUUAGUCCUGGGUAACAAGCGAGACCUUCCAGGAGCGCUGGAUGAGAAGGAGCUGAUUGAGAAAAUGUUCUACUCUGGUUUCCCCCCAGGAAUCUUUCUGCCAUCCAGGACCGAGAGAUCUGCUGCUACUCCAUUUCCUGCAAAGAAAAGGACAACAUUGAUAUCACCCUACAGUGGCUUAUUCAACACUCAAAGUCACGGAGAAGCUGAGACUGCAGUCCUUCCCCCUCGGACCAGGGACCUGCUGUCAUCCAAACCCGAAGCCGAGCUCCCCGCCCACCCUGCCGUCCCCCCUAAGCCCGUCCCUCCUCACCCAGCGUGGGGAGGGACCCUCUGGGGAUCCCAGAGUCCUGUUCUGCUGAGGUUUGAACUCCUGAUUUUAUUGUAAAAUAAACCGCUCCCAUUCUGGCCCCCUAACUUCUCGCCCUUCCCGGAACUUCCCUCUGCCCUCUGCCAGCCCUGCUUCCGGCCCUUAACAGCCCUGGCCCCAUAGCCCUGCCCUCCUCUCUCCCGUGCCCCACUCCUACACUGCCCUUUUCAACACUCUUCUGUUGUUGUCCUGUGUGUACAGUAUAUAUAUGUAUAUAUAUUUUAAUUUUUUAAUUUAAGCAAAGACUAAAAUCAACCAUUUGAUGCUGCAGGGGCCCGUCAGGACCCGGGAGGGGGGCGGUCUGGAAAGAAGGAAAGAGAUGCGGGGUGGGCUUGGGGCAGGUUCAGAUUAGGAAAAUGAAGGCUGGCACCUGGGGGGCAGGUACCAGCCAGGGCACUGGCGGCCAUCCCCAUGUCGCGUUCAUUUCCACUUCCCGAUCUGGCUUGUCCCCGUAGUGCUUGAACGUCACAGGCUGACUGCCACCUCCGGAGGUGCCCCUGUCUGCCCCCCUAGCCUCAGUAGGGCCACCAGGCACAACCAGGUGCCAGAGAGCACCAGGCGGAAGGGGCAGGAGGCCAGCGCCUGGGGCGCCCCAGCAGCCCCUCCUGCCCCUUCCUGGCUCCCAGCUCCUGCCCCUUCCUGGGGCCCCCAACUCCAUGGGCCACCUCAUUUUCUGUUCUCAUUUUGCAGAGUUGCACAAGGAGAGAACUCAGCAUGGGGGGUUGGUUCUUUGGGUUUUGUUUUCUGUUGGUUUAUGUGUUUAAUUUAAUGAUUUGUAAAGUGAUGUUCCUCUUCCUUUUUUACACUUUUCAGCUCAUAUUUAACCUCUGUUUGGAAAAUGAUUCUUGUAACUGUACAUUUUUUUGCCUCCUAACAACACGAAUAAAUGACCAGUUUUGUGUC
Leopardus geoffroyi (Geoffroy's cat) is the source of this 1797-nucleotide messenger RNA. It is a transcript of the gene ARL8A, whose product is annotated as ADP ribosylation factor like GTPase 8A. Gene Ontology annotation, cellular component: lysosomal membrane. The transcript has 7 exons. Bases 151 to 912 code for a protein of 253 amino acids. Gene Ontology annotation, biological process: protein transport; anterograde axonal transport. The record is from RefSeq and is a predicted model, not a curated record. Lineage: Eukaryota; Metazoa; Chordata; Mammalia; Carnivora; Felidae. Gene Ontology annotation, molecular function: GTP binding; GTPase activity.